UUGUGUAGAUCGUUCAGGUCUCUUCUCCAUUCAUCGACGAAACUUUUUGUUCUUCCUGGCUUUAGAUACAACACCUCGUGCAAUGGCCUUUACAGUCGCAUAACACGAGAACUCUAUCGCGUGCUUUCUACUUGGAUUGAGGGCAAAUCGGCAGCUACCUCAGACCACUUUUCCGCCUCGGCCUCCUCGUCUGUUCCCACCACAUCAGCUACUAGCGAAAACACUGAUCACUCGUCCUCUAGCGACCCCGCACGCAAGGAGAUCACGGGGGUACCUCGAGUUUCCUUGGGCAUGGCGGUAGACUCUCUCAACACUCUCUAUGGCACUCUUACCUGUAUUACCGAGUUUGGUGGCAAUUGUCUCCGCAUGCUUGUUUUUCCUCGUCUACCGGCGCUGUGCAGACGCCUCACUCGUAUGACCACUGCUUCAACUUCUGCAACUUCACAAUCCACUCCAUCAAUGUCCAAUUCAGCAGAGAUGGUGGUGGUAAUGGAUCAAGAGGGUUUUCAGCAAACCUUCAACGCUUCUGCUACGACUCUACUUUCCAACGCUGAAAUGAGGUCGCUGGACUCGCUUAAGAAACUCAUGAAUACGCGAUUCGUUAGCCUUUUGGCGGAGUGGCGUGUAAGGCAGAAUCUGCCAGUGACUCUGGAGGCCUACAAGACGGACUAUGGAGUUAUGGCCUCAUGUCUGUUUGCGGUGGCUGCGUCAGCAGAUCCACCUCGUCCUCAUGCGACAACUGCUGGUGCACUUAUCGUGACUAAACCACAGCCUCCUCUCAAUGUCUCUCGCUAG
This is a messenger RNA of Hydatigera taeniaeformis, 795 nucleotides long. NCBI's taxonomy places the organism in Eukaryota, Metazoa, Platyhelminthes, Cestoda, Cyclophyllidea, Taeniidae. The record is from the annotation of a GenBank genome assembly.